Manis pentadactyla (Chinese pangolin) is the source of this 1894-nucleotide messenger RNA. RefSeq lists its product as uncharacterized. The transcript has 3 exons. The record is from RefSeq and is a predicted model, not a curated record. Lineage: Eukaryota; Metazoa; Chordata; Mammalia; Pholidota; Manidae.
AUGCACCCUCCCGCCCUCUCAACCCCGAGGGAGCGUUGGCUGCCGAGCUCCUGCUGCCUGGGCCCAUGUCCAGAGCGAGCUCCGGGCACCUCUAGGCAGGGGCGGCAGCGGAGCGGGGGGCUGGGGGUCAACGGAAUGAGCAGGCGCGGGUUCGGGGACCACGCGAUGGAAGUCCCCCCGGCCCAGCCUUGCCCAGACGCCCGCGCCUCCUUUCCCAGGAAGGCCGCCUCCCCGCCCGCGCUGCCGCCGCCGAGGUUCCCUGAAGGCCUUCCCCUGUCGGCGAGAGCACAGCCACCGGGGCUUCCCUGCAGCGAGCGGCCGCCCCUCUCCGCAGCUUGGCACCGCCCGGGGCGUCCUCAACCCUGCCCGCGCCCACCUCCGAAUGUCGGGCCUAUAAUUGUCCCCACCUACCCCCAACAUGAUGCCCGGGGCCUCCAGGCCAGAGGACUGCAGGGAGGUAGGAGCGAGUGCGCCGAGGGCUCGGUGGCGGGUUCCGGGUCAGCGCGGCCCCCCAAGCCCGCGCUCAGCGGCCCCGUCGGGGAAGAACAUGAACCAGAGCCACUGCAGGGCCAUGUGGCAGGAGACAGGCGCGUCAGCGAGCUGGAGCGGGAGGCCAGGUGGUGGGCAGGCCCCGGAGGGAGCAGGGCGGCGGGCAGGGGGCAUCAGACGCAUCUGCGAGAGGAAGCCCUUCCUCAGAAUGAACGUCAUGAGCUUGAAAAACAAAUAGCAUCUGUUUCUGCAGAAACUAAAGAAAGAGAAAGGCAAAUCUAUCAACAAGAUGCUGCCAUAGAAAAUACCAAGCUUCAGUGUGGAAACCUGGAAACUCAAAUCAAAUCUUUACAUACAGAAAAUGUUAAGCUUAAAUUUGACAUAGAAGCAGCCCAAGAAGACUUUGAGGAACAUAUGCUAAGAUAUAAUGAAUAUUAUGCAAAAAUGAAAGUACAUAAAGAUAGUUUGGGGGAGAUAGAAAGCAAAUGGUUAUUCAUGACUGAACUCCAUGAAAAACGAGAUCUUUUUAAAAAACUAAUGACAAUGAAAGAGGAACUUACACAAGAUUCCCAAAAUCCAGAGGGAAACCAGAUGAAACAAGUACAGGAAGACAUUACAAAGCUAAAGCCUCAAAUUAUAACUGUAAAAGAAUCUAUCAUUGAAAAAACUUGUUUUCUCAAGUUCAAGGAAGAAAAAAAUACCCAUGAUAAAUUAAGAGAAGAAAUAUAGGUACAACGUAAGAGAUAUGGUGCAAUUCUUAAGCAUUUGCACCCUCUGGUGAACAAACUUCAGUCAAACAGAAGACAAUGGCAAUGGAACAUUGAACAACUGGAAAAAAACGCAGCUGAACUAAGAAAACGCAUUGGAAUGAAACAUUAAUAUGGCCAUAGAGCAAUGUAGAGCACAGACUGCCUGCAAAAAUUAUGGGACAUAAGGAUUAGCAAAUCAUUUGGAUUCUUAACAACCAGCAUUCACUGUCAGCGGUCUGUCUGAAUGAAAGAUGCAUUUUCUUUUUUUUUAAAUCAGUCAUCUGUUUCAAAGUGCCUUCCAACCCUACAAUUGAUAGCAGGUAGAUAGACAAUAGUUAUAUGUUUACAGAAGAAUCAUGGAAGACUGUGAAUAUUUUGUGUGUAAGAUAUCCUGUACUCAUGAAUGCCUGUUUAUAAACAUACAGCCUUCACUAUCAUAUCAAGUAAAAAUUUAGAAGAAGAAAAACACUUGAAUUUACAAUGAUUUUAAAAUUGUUAAGAUAUUUUAAGUGAUUGUUUCAAACUUUGUUGCAAUGUACUUUUUUACCACUGCCUUCAUAAUAGUCAUAAAUAUUGGCAUUUACAAUAAUGUUGUUGUAUGUUCAAUGCUUCAGAUAUUUUACUCAGUUUUCUCCUUUAUGCAUAAGGUAACAAUA